UUGAAUAGAUGGUGAAGAAGAUAUAGGUUUUGCGGCAGCUGAGUUUUGUUUAUGAAUUGUGUGGAGCUAUACAAUAAAUUUCACUUGCUCAAAUUGGAAUUUCCAAAACGUGUAUUAAAAAAAAUCGUGAGAAAGGCCUUUCUCAAUUCUAAACAGAUAUUAAAUGCGACAUGCCAAUCAGAUUGUAAUCUUCUACACAUACAUGUAAACGGACGUCUAUUAAGUUAAUUAAGUUUUGAAAUCUAAUAAAAAAUCAUUAAGUGUUUUAAUUGAAAGUACAUUCAGUCAAGAUGAUGAAAUAAAGUCGUACCAGAAAUAUAGUGGUGUCAUGAUUUUAUUGUAAUAUACAAAAUAAAAAUUAGCGUUACAAGAUUUUAACUAUAUUUCUGCUGUGUAACCAAAAAUUGUGCAUACGCGGAUAAUUGUACUUACGUAUACAUACUUGGCUUAUGAUCAAAGGUUACAUCAUUGGUGCUAUUCUAUAUUAUUGAGGAACAUCUGCAGUACGACGACCGCUUGCUUCAAUAUAGAUCAACGAACUGAGUUUAAAUAAUUAACGCUAUUCGUUUCUUAUAUUGAAAGUAAAGAAUAAUCAUAUAAUCAGACCAAGUAAUAUCUAAUCUUUCAGAGCAAACAUAAACAUUCUGUCACAAAAGAGAGCCACUUACAGCUUCAGGCAAUUUUCAUUACGCCUACAAUUGCUCUAAUAUGUGCGAUAAUGACGUUACCGGCAAAUCCCCAUAUAAACAACAGUGGAGUGAUGUGUGCAAUGAUUGUCAACAACCGGAACAACAAAAUCAGCCAUUAUCCGCGGUAACACAAAUACAAAAGCAAUAUGAAAAUGAUAAAAAUUUGGAUGAAAUUGAAAGCUCGCUGGUGAGUUUUGGAGAAGAGGCAGCAAUUUCAGUAUGCCUAACAUCACAAUCAGAGCGGUUGACGGUUUCCCGUUUAACGGGUGGUUACGAUUUAGACAGCAACUAUUUACUUAACAAAAAUAAUCAGAUACCUCACAAAAAAAAAGUCUUUGGAACGAUGACUAACAUUGCAAAGAACCGCAACUUUAUAGUAGAUUUAUUAGCCAUAUUUUUUGGUAUUGGAACAUGGAUAGGUGUAAACGGUACCUUCAUACAAGUCCCCUUGCUGGUAAAGGAAGCGCCGGAAAGAUGGAGUUUAGCAUCGUAUCUAAGUGUCGCUGUGCAAAUUGGCAAUAUAGGUCCAAUUACAUACACUUUAAUACAACAUUUCUCAAAGAAAAGGAAAAGCGAUUCGUUAUUUAUUUAUAUUCUAUUGGUGUUAGGCACAUUGUCGGCUUUAUUCACCAGCUUCUUUUACCACAAAACUGUACGGGUAUUUGGAGAGGAGCGAAGCAUAGCUUUGUAUAUACUUACUUUCGUCUCCGCGCUUACUGCAUGUACGAGUUCGGUGCUAUUCAUGCCCUAUAUGGGUCGCUUUAAGGAAAUGUACUUAGUAACGUACUUUGUUGGAGAGGGAUUGAGUGGCUUGCUACCUAGUGUUGUAUCGCUCAUACAAGGAAUAGGUGGUGACACUGUGUGCAUCUUGGUUAACACUACCACAUCCGGUGAACAAAUAUACGAGAAAAAAACUCCACCUCCACGCUUUAGUCCCAUGGAGUAUUUCCUUUUCAUAUUCGCCACAUUUUUAUGCAGUGUAAUUGCGUUUACGUUGUUGGAUCGUCUAAAAUUAGCCAAACGUGAAUAUGCAGCAGGUCAAAUUGAUUUUGGUAACAGUUACAAAUAUGAAGAAAACAACGGAACAAAUACUACAGAUGAUGUGGCUAACGAAGCUUCAGAGAAGCAGGAAAAAUCCACACAAGUUUCGUCAACAGAAUACAUUGUGCUAUUGUUGCUCAUUGGUUGUUUAUCAUUCUUUGCCAACGGCAUGUUCAAUUCCAUACAAUCCUACUCGAGUUUACCGUAUGGCAAUUCAGCGUACCACCUUUCGGUAACAUUAAGUGUGAUUGCUAAUCCUGUUGCGUGUUUUUUGGCAAUAUUUAUACCUCAUACAUCGUUGCGUCCUAUAUAUGUGCUGUGCUGCUUAUGUGCCACUUUAACAGUCUACGUCUUCGUUACAGCUUGUAUGAGUCCAUUACCACCAUUGCAUGGCACAACAAUUGGAUCCACCAUAGUGAUUAUUACAUGGACUCUGCUGGUGGGUCUAGUAAGCUAUACCAAGCUUUCUAUUUCGUCGGUAAUGCGUGCACAGGGCGGUCGGUCACUGGUAUGGACUGGUGGUCUAACUCAAAUUGGUGCUUUAUUAGGAUCGGUGCUAAUAUUCAUUUUAAUAAAUUAUACUGAUAGUUUUCAAGAAUCAAAGGCUAGUGAAUGCUAAUAAAAAAGACAAAAAGAAAGUGUAUACUUAUAUGCACCAUAUAUGUAAAUAAUAUGU
Molecule: messenger RNA, 2406 nt
Organism: Zeugodacus cucurbitae (melon fly)
Lineage: Eukaryota; Metazoa; Arthropoda; Insecta; Diptera; Tephritidae
Product: solute carrier family 52, riboflavin transporter, member 3-A
Exons: 6
Coding region: 709-2349 (546 amino acids)
Biological process (GO): riboflavin transport
Cellular component (GO): plasma membrane
Molecular function (GO): riboflavin transmembrane transporter activity
Source: RefSeq, a predicted model, not a curated record